This is a messenger RNA of Clupea harengus (Atlantic herring), 2543 nucleotides long. RefSeq names its product NIN1 (RPN12) binding protein 1 homolog (gene nob1). Gene Ontology annotation, cellular component: preribosome, small subunit precursor. Gene Ontology annotation, molecular function: RNA endonuclease activity. Gene Ontology annotation, biological process: ribosomal small subunit biogenesis; maturation of SSU-rRNA. Lineage: Eukaryota; Metazoa; Chordata; Actinopteri; Clupeiformes; Clupeidae. The record is from RefSeq and is a predicted model, not a curated record.
AAACAUCCUGCAUUAACACAAGUUACGCGAGAAGUGAAAAAGCAGUGCAUUUCAAGAUGGACGCCGCCACGGUGGAGCAUGUUGUCGCAGAUGCUGGAGCGUUUUUGAAAAAGGCCCCACUUCAGGAAAUUGGGCAAAACAUCUACACAUUGAAGGAUGUCGUGGAUGAAAUUCGGGACAAACCAACGAAAAGAAGUUUAUCCUUCCUACCCUACACCCUUAUCUUCAAGGACCCUUUUCCAGAGCACAUACGAUUCGUGACCGAAUUCGCCAAAAAGACUGGAGACUACCCUAGCCUCUCCGCCACAGACAUCAAAGUUUUGGCUUUGACUUACCAGCUUGAACUGGAGAAAGUCGGUUCCAGCCACUUAAAAUCUGAACCCGAUAUAAAGGUUCAAGUUUGCAGCACACGGCGACAUCCAGAGGCUCCAGUUAACAUUGCUGGAUUCCACUUUCCCCAAAAGAAAACCUCAGAGCCACAUGUCCACAGCCAAGCCAACAGAGAGACCUAUGCACACUCUCAGGAUUCUGACAAUGUUGAGUUUAGCAGCUUCCAGUUCUGGAGGACUACUUUACCUAACAUCGAAGCUGACCUCUUGGAGAUGCUGAAUAUCAAAGACAUUACAGAGCCAAAUGUCCAGAGUCCAGCCCAGACUCAUGAUGUGACAUCUUGGCCCUCUGAGACUGUAGCGUUUAACAGCUUUCAGUUCUGGAGAGCUCCUCUACCUAGCAUUGACUCUGAUCUUUUGGAACUACUUGGUGCAGAUGCUAUCUCUGCUGUAGGCGGUGAGGUGUCUGAGACGCUGGAGUCUGUGCAUCUGUCUUCAGAGGAAAACACUUCCAUUGACUCUGGAAAGGGCGAAGACUUAGACAUAGUCAGCACUGGCUCUCAAGAAGAAAGCGAGGAAGAGAAGGAGAAGGGUGAUGAUGAUGAUGAGGAUGAUGGUGGCGGCUGGAUCACUCCAAGCAACAUCAGACAGCUCAAAUUUGAUGCUAGCCAUGGCAAACCUGCAGCAGAUGUUAAAGUGGGCUGUGUAACCACUGACUUCGCAAUGCAGAAUGUUCUCAUUCAGAUGGGACUGAAUGUCCUGUCUGUAAAUGGCAUGCUCAUCAAGCAGACGAGGAACUACAUUUUGCGCUGCCAUGCGUGUUUCAAGACUACGACCAACAUGAACAAGAAUUUCUGUCCACACUGUGGCAACAACACAUUAAGGAAGGUGGCUGUUACCAUCAGUGAGGAUGGGAGCACACAGAUGCAUUUCUCCAGGAACCCCAAAGUUUUGAACCCAAAAGGACUGAGGUAUUCCUUGCCAAAGCCACAAGGUGGUAAACACGCCAGCAAUCCCCACCUGGUGGAGGACCAGCAGUUUCCCCAGCAGAGGGUGUCCAGAAAGGCACGCCAGAAGACUGAGGCUUUCGACCCAGACUACCUGGCUGGCAACUCUCCAUUUAUUGAAAACGAUGUCUACAGCCGUUCUGCCAACUUGCAUAUUCGGGACACCCAGGGUGUUGGUGGUGGCCGCCGUCGUGCUAACCCCAAUGCUGCCCACAAGAAAUUUGUCAAAAAGAAAUGAGACAAUUGGAAACAUAACUGUAACAAAGGGAUGAGUGGAGUUUCAAUAUUUGUUUUCAUGUAAAGUUCAACCUUUGGACAUAUCCAAUGUUUUUCAAUGGGUGUAUUUUCCUGGUAUCAUGGGGUAAAAUAUCAAUAGAAUAAUGACAUCACUGCUUAAGUGUAAUCCAGUUUGAAACAUAACGUAAAAUGCAAGAUUUACAAGGUUUUAAUGGAUUAUACAAUUCGGAUCCAAUGAUUAUUCAAACAUAUUAGAAGAUUUGUGGUUAUGUAACAGGUUAAAAAGAGGGGAAAGAAAAAUGUAGACACGGUCAUCCAAAGGCAGAACCAUCAUUGUUUCAAGUCUGGAGAUUAUCCCUUUUCCAUUGUAACAAGACAACAAUAUUUAUUAAACAGUUAAAACCCAAUAUAUUCAUAUGUACAAGUACUUACAGUAACAUUGAUAGAUUGGUCCAUACUAUAAUUUGUGUAAUUAGAACUGUACUGUACGUAAUUCUUAAAUGAUUUAAAUCUGAAUUGGUUGUAUGUAUGUUGCAUUACGUGAUGAGAUCCCCUACCCAAAUGCAUUCAAACUAUGUUUUUCUUCAACCAGAUAAAAACUCCUUGUCAAUGUCCAUUAAGUUAGCAUCUUCUGUAGGAUUGUCUGCAGUGUCAGUGGUUUGAUCUCCAGUUGGUAUGUCUGAGGAAGGCUCCAUGGUUACUUUGGGAUCAGGAGGUGGUUUGGUUUCUUCAGAGGUUUGCAAAGUUUCAGAACGUUUCUCCUGAAGUUCUGACUCCAUUGUGGUCAGGCUGCUUAGGUCAUCACUGAGGUCUACUACAGGGAUGAGCACUUCUCUUUUGGGUAAGACAAACUCCAGAGGCUCCAGAAUGUUGUUCACAUCAAUGCAACCCAGACUCCCAUACUUGUGCACUUGUGUUGGAGGAAUACCUAGAUUAAACAUUUAAAAAAAAAAAAAAUACUUGAGAAAAA